Messenger RNA from Didymodactylos carnosus, 531 nucleotides. Lineage: Eukaryota; Metazoa; Rotifera; Eurotatoria; Philodinida; Philodinidae. The record is from the annotation of a GenBank genome assembly.
AUGGCAUACUGUAGAGAAAUGACUGUUGCUGCAGCAACGUUCAACACUAGACGUCAACGAUUUAGCGGUGUUACUGAAGAACCCGAUGAAGUUUUACCACCAUUACCACCAAUUGUUCAUACCAAUUCAACCUCGUCAUUAUAUGAAGCAGUGAAACCAAUAUAUCAUUUAGUUGCAAAUUUAAAAAAUAAAGUUACAUAUGCGUUAGAAGAAUGCAAAAAUCCAAAAGAUGAUUUAACAUGUGAUGAAUCUGCUGCUAUUUAUCUUUACACAUUACAAUGGCCAGAAGGACAGCAUUCUUUUUUUACAAUGUUUAAUCGUGCGUUACGUAAUGAAAAUCGUACACAACUUAUACCGUAUUAUAAUUAUUUGAAUUUAUUUAUGCUAGCAAUGAAUAAACUACCAGCAGUUGAAGACCGCGUGUGGCGUGGUGAAAAUAUUGAUUUGAAAGUUAAAUAUAAACAAGGUAAGAAAAAUCGUGAUAAACAAACUUUCUCUAGUGUGGGAAGAGACCUAAGAUCAGAAGUAUAA